Lottia gigantea (owl limpet) is the source of this 1065-nucleotide messenger RNA. RefSeq lists its product as hypothetical. Gene Ontology annotation, biological process: transmembrane transport. Gene Ontology annotation, cellular component: membrane. Bases 1 to 1065 code for a protein of 354 amino acids. The transcript has a single exon. Lineage: Eukaryota; Metazoa; Mollusca; Gastropoda; Lottiidae. The record is from RefSeq and is a predicted model, not a curated record. Gene Ontology annotation, molecular function: transmembrane transporter activity.
AUGUCCUGUCUUACGACCAGUAUGAACAACGUUCCAGCUCGACACCGCGGUAAGAUCGUCGGUCUUCUCGACUCCGCAUUCAGUGCGGGUCCGGCUCUAGUCGCACUUAUCUACGGCGUCGUUUUCGUAAACGGACACGUACAUGACGAGGAGAAUCAAAACUUACAAGGAUUCUAUUUAUUUUCCGCUAUUACGUUUGGUGUUGUUAAUGUAUUAGGAGUGAUUAUUUUAGAUGUAUAUAUGCUCGAGGAACCGACAGUCAAACAAUUAAAGAUUCAAGAUAGUCAAGAUACAAGCGUCACUAAGAAUGAGCCAGAAAAUUCGGAACUAGAAGAAAGUAUUCAUAACGAUAGAAAAGAUAUUCGUGGAUUAAAAAUGUUGAAAAUGUUUGAUUUUCACUUUCUACUGUGGCCGUAUAUUAUGUGUGCCAGUCUACAGUUGAUGUAUAUAAAUAAUAUUACGACAUAUUUAAAAUCUUUUCAUCACGAGGACAAAAGUACAUUAUUUACAGUUUUAAAUCCAAUUUCAGCCACUUUUUCAAAAUUACUGAUCGGUUUUAUAUCUGAUGCUUUGAUUGACAAGAUACCUCGAGCAGGAGUCAUUCUAUUUACUACGUGCUUACAAACUGUUGUUUUAGCCGUCUGUGUUUUUUACGGUGAUUUGUAUCCAGUAAUUUUAUUGGCUCUGUUCGGAGUCGGAAUUCCUAAUGGCGCCACCUGGUGUUUGACUCCUACUAUGACCAGCGAAUUUUUCGGGAUGAAAUAUUUCGGCUUAAAUUGGGGUUUUAUGAUGGUGGGUACUGCGUUUGGUGGAUUGAUAAUCCAAAAGAUUUUCGGAGCUUUAUACGAGCUUGAAAUAGGUGAUCCGACCGUUACGGACUGUUACGGGUUGAAAUGUUUCCGAUGGAGCUAUGCCAUAGCCGCCGUAUGGAGUCUAUGCUCCUCUAUAUUUUAUUUAGGACUUCUAGAAAGACGUCUGGCGUUUAGGAAGAUGAAAAAACAAACACAAGAUGAAGCUAGGAAAAGAAAAGAGUCGGUAGCUUGGAAACACAGUAUUUCUAUGUAG